AUGUUUUUUGAUGCUAGCUACAUAAGGCCGUCGUCCCUGCUGGUAAGCAGUAAGCAGACCUCUAUUGACUGGAUUGUGCACCUACUCUUGUACACAUUCUUGAAUCCACUCGGGGUAUGGGUUUAUGCGGUGCCAAUGUACCUACGGACGAACGACCGUAAAUAUUUGCGGUUUGGAUCUUAUGUGGUCAUAUGCUGGGUUCUACGAUAUCUUAACCUGCGCAGCAAAAAGUGCAAGUAUCCGCGGCGCAAACACAUGAAUGUUAUGAUAACUGGCGGAUCACACGGUCUUGGGCUGGAAAUUGUGCGCAGACUUUGCGACAGCGCAACGGUUUUCGUUUUGGACCAGGAAAGAUCCGCUCAGCUCGAGCCGCUGGCCACGACCAAAAAUGUGCAUUUUCUGCAGUGCAACGUGGCGGACCCAAAGUCGCUGGAGACUGCGUUGAACACUGUCUUUGGCAGCGUCGGCCAAUUAGAUGCCGUGAUUUGCAACGCUGGCGUCCGCCAGACCAGACAAACUCUACACUUGCAACCGGCAGAGCUACGAGAACUUUUCGAUAUCAAUUAUUUCGCCAACGUGCAGCUCAUACAGCACGUUAUGAAACACCAUAGACACCCAAACAGACUUCACCUUGUGUGUGUGAGCUCUGUGCUUGGGUUUGUUUCUCCACGCGGCCUGUCUGGCUAUUCUGCCACAAAAGCAGGUCUACAUACAUUUUUCAUGGCUCUCAGACACGAGGUUCCCGACAGCGUUGUCAUCAGCACGAUUCUGCCUGGCCAGCUGACCACACGGAUGUUUGAGGACGUGCGUGUUGAAAGGUAUUUUUGGGCUCCUCUGGUAGACCAUCGCAAGCUGGCGCAACGGGUUGUCGAGUUGAUAGAACGAGGCGAAAACGGUUUUUUUGCAUUUCCGCUGUACGCGCGGUUCAUUCCCAUUUUGCAGGUGCUCCCAUACUCGUGGUACCGCGCUCUCAAGAAAUUCAGUCGUAUGGACGACGUGAUAGAGGAUAAAUAA
Molecule: messenger RNA, 1014 nt
Organism: Ogataea parapolymorpha DL-1
Lineage: Eukaryota; Fungi; Ascomycota; Pichiomycetes; Pichiales; Pichiaceae
Exons: 1
Coding region: 1-1014 (337 amino acids)
Molecular function (GO): oxidoreductase activity, acting on the CH-OH group of donors, NAD or NADP as acceptor
Source: RefSeq, a predicted model, not a curated record